This is a messenger RNA of Gadus chalcogrammus (walleye pollock), 6098 nucleotides long. RefSeq names its product transient receptor potential cation channel subfamily M member 4-like. Gene Ontology annotation, biological process: calcium ion transmembrane transport. Gene Ontology annotation, cellular component: membrane. The record is from RefSeq and is a predicted model, not a curated record. Gene Ontology annotation, molecular function: calcium-activated cation channel activity; ligand-gated calcium channel activity. NCBI's taxonomy places the organism in Eukaryota, Metazoa, Chordata, Actinopteri, Gadiformes, Gadidae. The transcript is spliced from 28 exons. The coding region runs from base 278 to 4045 and encodes 1255 amino acids.
CUCAGGCAAAGUUGCCCCUCCUGUUUGUCUUAUUGUGGACCACACCCGCUUCUGUCUCCCUGACCACGCCCACACCUGUUUGUCUUAUUGGUGGGCCACACCCUCUUCUGUAUCCCUGACCACGCCCACACCUGUUUGCCCCAACCUGCACCGCUGCUGAAGACGCACUUCAAAUACCUUGAGGGGACGUUACGUCUCGAUAACUUAAGCAGAAAUUUAAACCACCUCGAAGAGACGUCGCCGGUGCAGAUGAACCGCAGCUGACAGCGGUAGAACCAUGACCAACGCGGAGGGCGACGAGAGCGUCACGAAACCCUACAAAUCCGAGAAGGACCAGGCUUGGAUUCCCAAGAUCUUCAAGAAAAGAGUUUGUACAACCUUCGUAGAAGAUUCCUCAAGUGAUGGCAGGCUGUGCCAGUGUGGGAAUGCCAGAGAGAGCCAUCUGCAGGUGGCUCUGGGGGACUACUUCAGCACAGCCAUGGUGAACCAGUGGGACAGCAGGCAGCACUCCUCAUUACACCCCACCGACGCCUUCGGAGAAAUGCAGUUCACUGGAGCCAGCAAGAGGCAGAGCUACUUCAUGCGUUUGGCAAAUGACACGGCCCCCUCCAUGGUCUACAACCUGUUGACCCACCACUGGGGGCUGCCCUCCCCCAACCUGGUGGUGUCCGUAGUGGGGGGGGACGGGAUGGAGAAGGUCAAGACCUGGGUACGAGAGGUUCUCAGACAGGGCCUCGUCAAGGCCUCCCAGAGCACAGGUGCGUGGAUCCUGACCACCGGCCUCCAGGAGGGGGUGGGCCGCUGUGUGGGGGAGGCGGUCCGGGAUCACGCCACCGCCGCCGCCUCCUCCUCCACCAAUAAGGUGCUGGCGCUCGGUGUCACACCCUGGGGGGUCGUCCACGACCGCAAGCAGCUGGUCAACCCAAAGGGUAGUUCUCCGGCUAAGUACAAGGCCCAGAGCACAUUCAAGGACUCGUGUUACCUUGACAACAACUACCAGGCCUUCCUGCUGGUGGACGACGGCAGCGUGGGUCGGCGGGGGGUCGAGACCGGCUUCAGAGCCAAGCUGGAGGAGUACAUCUCCCACCAACGCACCGGGAUCUCUGGCAGUGGCACCAUCGACAUCCCUGUGCUCUGCAUGCUGAUCUCAGGACAGACCAACAUGCUGGAGCGGGUGGAGCUGUCUCUGAAGACCUCCAUGCCCUGGCUGAUCCUGGCGGGCUCUGGGGGCGUGGCUGACCUGCUGAGUGAAGUCCUGGAGCGAGUGUCGCCGGCCCCGCCCUCCCCCUCCCCCGCUGUGGAGGGGGAGGGGGGGGCCACGCCCAGCGUCGACAUGAGGGAGCGAGUGGCGGAGAUCGUCCGGAGCCACUUUCCUGGGCAUGGUGAUCUCGACAAACUGGUCGAGCAGGUGCUGAGUAUUUACCAAAACAGAGAGCUGAUCACUGUGUUCCACGGAGAGCAGGAGGGGGCAGAUGACUUUGACACAGUGCUGCUUAAAGCCCUCGUAAGAGCCAGUAAGCAGCGCAUUCUGAGCGAUGCUACCCCCAACAUGGAGGAGCUAAAGCUAGCGGUGGCUUGGAACCGCGUGGACAUUGCAAAGAGCGAGCUCUUCAACGGCAGCAUCCGCUGGAAGCACUCUGACCUGGAGGACUCGAUGACGGACGCCCUGGUCAACAACAAGCCCGAGUUCGUCCGUCUCUUCACGGAGAACGGCCUCUGCAUCCUGGACUACCUGAACUACGGGAGGCUGGAGUUCCUGUACAGCACUACGCCUGAGGGCACGCUGGCCUACCACCUGCUGCAGCGGAUGCUGCAGCGCCGCCUCCAGGAACGACCGUUCACUGCAAGCUCUGCCAACCUGCUGGACGACACGCCUGACUCCGCCACCAAGAUGAUGUCCGGAAAUGGUCCCAACAGUAUCAGCCUGUUUGAGGUGUCGGGGGUCCUGGAGCUGCUGAUUGGGGACGUCUGCAAGCCGUUCUAUUACUCUGCUCUGGGUCUCGACCCCGACCUGUCCAAGAGGAAAGCCCUGAAGAAAGCCAGUAAGGUGUUGCGUGGAGGCCAGCUCUACCGCGCGGACCGGUGUCUGUACCCGUGGGCGUCUCUCUUCAUCUGGGCUGUCCUGCAGAACUACAGCGACAUGGCGGUCUUCUUCUGGGAGAUGGCAGGGGAGACAGUCCUUAGUGCUCUGAGCGGCUGUAAGCUCCUCAGGGAGAUGUCUAAGCUGGAGAGCGAGACUGAGACCAAGCUGUCCAUGAAGGUCCUGGCUCAGCGCUUUGAGAACAUGGCCCACGAUGUGUUUGGCUCAUGCUACCAGAGCAGUGAGUUGCGCUCCUUCACGCUGCUGAUCCGGAAGUCUCCAGUGUGGGGCGCCACCACCUGCCUGCAGAUGGGGACGGCCGCCGACGCACGCCUCUUCUUCAGCCAGGACGGCGUCCAGUCUCUGCUGUCCCAGAUCUGGUGGGGGGAGAUGAGGCGGAGCACAGAGGUGUGGAGGCUGGUGCUCACCUUCUUCUGCCCCUUCCUGUGCUACACCUCCCUCAUCUCGUACAGGGAGGACGAGGACGAGGAGCAGGAGGAGGAAGACAUCCCAAGAGAUGACUACAGAACCUACGGGGCCACAGUCUUCGCCUUCUCUGACAUCAAACACCUAGAGGCUGCUCCAGGGGACGGACUCUCCAGUCCUGUGUCUCCCACCAUUAAAGGCAUACGGAUACAUUCCAAACCGCCCAAGAGGCCCUUCAUCGUGAAAAGAUGGCGUCAGUUCUGGUACGCUCCCGUCACCUCCUUCAUGGGCAACGUGCUCAUGUACUUCCUGUUCCUGCUGCUGUUCGCCUACGUGCUGUUGGUGGACUUCAAGGGCCCCCCGCCCGCUGGCCCCGCCGUGUCGGAGUUCGUUCUGUACUUCUGGGUCUUCACCAUCGUGUGUGAGGAGAUCCGAGAGACCUUCCUGGUUGGUAGUCUGAGUCUCCGUCAGAGGCUGAGGUUGUACUGGCAGGACAUGUGGAACAAGUGUGACCUGACGGCUAUCACCCUCUUCAUAGCUGGAGUCAUCUGCAGGAUGUUUUCCUCAUGGUUCGAUGCAGGCCGGGCCCUUCUGUGUGUGGAUUACAUGGUGUUCACACUCAGGCUCAUCCACAUCUUCGCCAUCCACCGCCAGCUGGGGCCUAAGAUCAUCAUCGUCGGCAAGAUGAUAAAGGACAUCUUCUUCUUCCUCUUUUUCCUGGGGGUGUGGCUUAUGGCGUACGGCGUAGCCAAUCAGGCGCUGAUCUACUCCUACGACCCCCGGCCGGAUCGUAUCUUCAGGAGGGUUUUCUACCGGCCCUACCUCCACAUCUACGGACAGAUCCCGGUGGAGGAGAUGGACGUGGGGAAGACGUGGGACAUGCCGUGCACCAGCAACAUCACACUGAUAGAGGGCGGAGCUGAACCCUGCAGGAACCAGUACGGUAACUGGUUGGUCGUGAUUCUCCUGGUCAUCUACCUCCUGGUCACCAACAUACUGCUGAUCAACCUGCUCAUCGCCAUGUUCAGCUACACCUUCAACAAGGUGCAGGAGCACAGCGACGUGUACUGGAAGUUCCAGCGCUACAAGCUGAUCGUGGAGUAUCACUCCAGGCCCUCCCUGGCUCCACCCUUCAUCAUCCUCUCCCACCUCCACAUCUUCAUCAAGAGGCACAUCCGCAGGGUGCCCUCGGUCAAGGUGCACGACUUCGUCCAGGAGGUGAAGGGGAAAGCGGCCAACAGACUGAUGACCUGGGAGAGCAUCCAGAAGGAGAACUUCCUGUCCGAUCAGAGUAAAGUGCAGCGAGGCAGCGACUCUGAACGGAUCAAACGCAUGUCUGUCAAAGUGGACACGGUGGUCAAACAGAUGGGCACCAGCAGAGACUACGAACACAGACUCAGAGCUCUGGAGAACCAGAUGGAGUACUGCUCCUCUGCUAUGAGCUGGAUCGUGGACACGCUGGUCCAGAGCUCCAUGGUCAAGCCCCCCAGACCCCCGCCCACACACAGAGUGCUCCAUGCUUCUCCCACUUCCAACUGACGAGGCGCCGUAAGGUGCACCGUCACAGACUGGCCACCAGGUGGUGCUGUCCCCUCUUAGCUCACGGAGGCCUAAGUUAACCAGCGUUAUACUGGAAAAGAUUACAUUUUAUCUCAAUUUUAUAUUUUUUACCUGAACUGUUACUUAUGUUGUUUUUAUCUACGGUUUAAUAAUUGAAAGGUUGAUCAAAUAUGUACAAUUUCAAUGUUUCCAUAGUAACAACUGAUGAUGCAGUAUUAUACUAUCUGUUAUGAUAUUUUGUACGAUAAACAAUCAAUAAAACGGUAUUGGAAAAUACUGCUUUGGGAAAAUUAAAUGUUACUUAAAGUAAAAUGAUCUGCUAUAAAACAAAUGAUAUAAAACAAAAAUGAAAUAUGUCUAGUCAUGAUGACUAAAAGUUUUUGAAGAUAGGCUACUGAUUUAUACAAUAAAUACUGUUAUAUAUACUAAAUAUACAAUUUAUUUCUAUCUGUAAAGCCUAUGAUAUCAAUACGAUGAGUAUAUAUUAAUAUAUGCUACACGUGAACCUCCUAAGAUUUCGCUAUUGAUUGUUUCGUUAUCUCGGGAUAUUGGGCAAUAUCCCAUGAUUGAGAUCUCAAACUUGGGUUAUUGUUUUCAUCGCAAAAUGUCUAGCUUUGCAACAAAUAACCCACAAAUAAAACGUGUUAUCUUGUUUUCUAUUAGAAUGUUCACGUGUAGUAGGCCUAGGCUACAUACUAAAACAAUUAAUAACCUCAUGCUCCGUGAAUAGUGGGGGCUAUUUCUCACUAUUCACUAUUCAGAAGUGUUUUAAAUCUACUGCGCUCUCACUCCCUCUUCUCUCGCUCACGCCAGGGUUAUCAAAAGUUGUGAUAUUUACUCAAAUAAAUAUCGCAACUGAUGUUUUCUCAGUUCCCUUUAAUAAGAUGACUCACUUAUAUGUUCAGAUAAAGGAUAUAAAAGUUGAAAUAAUAAUAAAAUAAUUUCGGCAAGCAUUAUUGAUGCAAAUAAUGACACAUGAUAGAUUUUCAAUAGUCCAUCAUAAAGACACUAAAAGUAGCUUGUGCGACUCGUUCGGUCUGUUCUUCUGAUCUUUAAAUUACACUCCUCUGCCAUCUGGGCAACAAUUAUUAUUUAACAAUAAUUACAAAUAUAUGUAAUUUAUGUUAUUAUUUAAGAUUAGUUUGUCAAUGAAGAAAGAAGAACACAUUGUAUAUACACUUUCAAUUUUGUAUUUUAAAACAAAAAUCUCAAUUAAAACUCUUUUUUAUAUAUUUGACGAAAUCAGGCCUACUUUAUGUAAAUUAGAUUAAAGAUGUCCCACCUUAUUCUUCAUGUUGAACCUCUGUUUUUCUUUUAAUCCUAGUCUGUCUUAAUAUAUGUCUGUUACAUAGUUUAGAUAGGGCAAUAUGUAUGCGUCUUAGAGUACCAUAUUAAGCGCUAGGCUAUAUACAUUUAUUAUUAUUAUUAUUAUUAUUAUUAUGUCUAGCAUAGGUGUCGAUUACGCCGGGGACGCCGGGGAAGCGUCCCCACCAGAUUUCGACAAGAAUCAUUUUGAACCUACCACUUAAAAAAGAAAAAAGAAGAAAUCGAGUUUAAUUAUUAUGGAAUAUUACACGGGUCUUCUCAAUGCCGUGGAACGCUCCCUUCACUUGCAUGGGCUCUUCACAACUUCGCGUUGAAUGCUAGACAUAAAUUGACCGCUGUCAAGGAAAACAAAGGACUUUUUUCCUAACGACGUCUUUGGUACCACUCCUCAAGUAGUCCGGUAACUUUUCAACCCCAGCGUCUUCGGUUGCUAAGCGACGUCAACGUCUUUGGCGGACUAUUUCUCUGCUGAUCAACACUACGAAUUCUGGUAACAAAUAAAUUGUAACAAGCCACACCAUGUGAAUUCAUUUUUUCGUUUUGGCACGUAGCCGUGUAAUAAGCGGGAUAAUAUAUAGAACGUCGCCGGUCGAAUUUAUGUCCCUUCAGUGGGAAGCGAUUACCCUCGCUGCGCGUCGGUGCCCUGUUCGCCCUGUCGGGGCUUAUUUUCCCGAUAAUGACCGGCAUUCUAUAAAUUAUCCCUUAC